GGUCUUGCUGUUGUUUUUUGAUUUUUUUUUGUCGUCAUGUAUAAAGAGAUCGUGCUGACUCUGAGCCUGCUGGUGACGCUGGCAUGCCGAGCCCAGGACACCGAGGGUCAUCCUAUCUAUGGCGUAAAGUUGUGCGGAAGGGAAUUCAUUCGUGCCGUCAUCUUUACCUGCGGAGGCUCGCGGUGGAGGAGAUCCACGGGGAUGUCAGGUGAAUCUGGUGGUUUCUCCAGCCAGUUUCUCUCCGCUCAUGAUGACGAGGCCUCAGACCACUGGGGCUCGCAGCUCUUCCCGCGCCUUUCUUACAAAGCCCAGGCUGUGGACCCGGAUGUGGACGGUCUGGCCGGUGUGGGUCCGGAGAGCUUAGCGUUAAUCCGUCCGGCGCGCUCGCUCAUCUCAGAGGAGGUGCUUGAGGCUUUGCGUACCUCGGACAGGAAGGGCAGGGACGUUGUGGUGGGUCUGUCCAAUGCCUGCUGCAAGUGGGGCUGCAGCAAGAGCGAGAUCAGCUCCCUGUGCUAAAGCAGACUGUUCCUUCAUACCUCUGUUUGUUCGUACUCGUGCAUCUCAGACUGUAGUGUUAACGUUUGCUGUAGGGAGGAGUGGUGUGUUAGGUGGCCUGAUUUGAAUACAGCAGCUGGGAUGUAAUGUAUUAAAAUGUAUGCGUGUCAGUGUGGUGUAUCUCUGGAAGCAAAACGCGUCUGUGUGUAUUACACUCUGCUCUGCCGUAAUUUCCUUAAAUAAAUCAAGUUUGGUUUUGCAGUACAUUUUGUUGCCUUGUGAUUUUUAAGUGUCUGGGAGUCUGAGGAUAAGUCUGGCCUUGUCUCAA
Molecule: messenger RNA, 823 nt
Organism: Clarias gariepinus (North African catfish)
Lineage: Eukaryota; Metazoa; Chordata; Actinopteri; Siluriformes; Clariidae
Gene: rln3b
Product: relaxin 3b
Exons: 2
Coding region: 37-516 (159 amino acids)
Cellular component (GO): extracellular region
Molecular function (GO): hormone activity
Source: RefSeq, a predicted model, not a curated record